AGAAAUGUGAAAUCUGAUUGGUUGUUUGUAUGUGUAUCCAUUGGCAAUGACCAAUCAGCGCAGUUGGCAGAUUCAGGUGGUAAAUCCUGCCUCUGACUGUAACACGGCUCGGAGCCCUCUACUCUCCCCUGUAGUGUAUUUUUCAACCCUGCUUCGGUUGCUUCCCUCCCCCCCUGUGCCGCCGCCAUUAAAGCCCGUCAGCCUGGCGUUUGGGAAUCGGGAAAACGGAUUAAAAUGAUUUAAAGCGUUGGAACCAAGCGGCGGAGGGACGGGACUGGGGAGGGGGGGCUGCUGGUUCGGUGGCAUAUAUGGACCGUCCACUGCCAGUUAAAAGGCGCCACAAAGAAGUAAAUAUGCGGUUAGUGUCGUCCAAGUGAGAGAGUUCAGACUGGAGAGGGUUUCUCCGACGCGGGGGAAGCUCCAUUUGUUUUGGCCGCUGCGGGGGACUGAGGAGAGUAAACCCAGCAAAGCAGAGUUUCCUGCAUGCUGUGUGAUCUCCUUAAGAGUGGAUCUGCCGAGCUGACGGUCCCCCUGAACGGCUGGAAGCCUCCUUCAGUGGCAGCGUGACAAUGACCGAGCUGGUUGCCAAGUGGGCCUGUGAAUACUGCACAUACGAGAACUGGCCGUCAGCCAUCAAGUGCACCAUGUGCUGCGCUCAGAGGCCCAGCGGGGGUGCCAUCAUUACUGAGGAGCCCUUUAAGAGCAGCCCUGCCUUGGAUGCCAGUCUGCAUCAGUGGGACCCAGCAGGCCUCAGCAACAGUCCAUCUCAGGGUGGGUCAAGCCUACUGAUUUGUCCAGACUCUAGCGCCCGGCCUCGUGUUCGUAUCGCUGAUGUACCCGAGACUAGUAGCAAGUGGUCGUGUCACAUGUGCACCUACCUAAACUGGCCUCGUGCUAUCCGUUGCACCCAGUGUUUGUGCCAGAGACAGCAUGCUCAACAGCACCAACACGGGCAGCAUGUGACCCAUCAUGGACACCAUACCCAGCAGCCUCACAGCCCCACAGAAUCACCCCAAACUUCAGGCUCUGGAUGCCGCCCUGCUCCCCCAGCUACCACCACAGACCCUUGUGAGGAGUACAACGACCGCAACAGGCUCAACACACACACACACCACUGGACCUGUUCGGCCUGCACCUACGAGAACUGGGUCAAGACAGUCAAGUGUGUUGUGUGUGAUCACCCCAGGCCCAACAGUCUUCUCACUGAAUCUAUCAAACUGGCAUCAGAGCCUGAGAGUCAACGGCCAUCCUCGACUGUCAACAAACAGGACAAGGACAACAGGAGGAGUGCUGUUGGGCAGGGUGUGGGGAGUGUGGUGGCGGGUGUGGUGGGCUGCAGCAGCAGCCAGAGGAGAUCCCCUCCAUCUGAAAAACGGGAGUCUGACAUGAACAUGGACUUUCAGAGAAUUGAAUUGGCAUCAGGAGCUGGGAUUGGGAGCAAAGAGGAGCUUGAGGUGGAUUUUAAAAAACUGAAGCAGAUUAAGAACAGGAUGAGGCGGACUGACUGGCUGUUCCUCAAUGCGUGUGUUGGUGUUGUGGAAGGUGACCUGGCCGCUGUGGAAGCUUACAAAUCAUCCGAAGGAGACAUAGCACGUCAGCUGACAUCAGACGAAGUGCGGCUGUUAAACAGACCCUCAGCGUUUGACGACGGUUUCACGCUGGUUCACCUCGCCAUCCGUUUCCAGAGACAGGACAUGCUGGCGGUGUUACUCACGGAGGUGUCUCAGCAGGCAGCCAAAUGUAUCCCAGCCAUGGUUUGUCCAGAGCUGACCGAGCAGAUUCGCCGGGAGGUAGCGGCUUCCCUUCACCAACGCAAGGGCGACUUCACCUGCUACUUUCUCACCGAUCUAGUCACCUUCACCCUCCCUGCAGACAUUGAGGAUCUGCCACCUGCAGUCCAGGAAAAGUUGUUUGACGAGGUUCUGGACCGAGAUGUGCAAAAAGAACUUGAGGAAGAGUCCCCCAUAAUCAACUGGUCCCUGGAGCUCGGGACCAGGUUGGACAGUCGACUUUACGCGCUGUGGAACCGGACAGCCGGGGACUGUCUCCUUGACUCAGUGCUGCAAGCUACUUGGGGCAUCUAUGACAAGGACUCUGUGCUUCGCAAGACCCUCCAUGACAGUUUGCACGACUGCUCCCACUGGUUUUACAUCCGCUGGAAGGAGUGGGAGUCGUGGUAUUCCCAGAGCUUUGGUCUGCACUUUUCCCUUCGGGAAGAGCAGUGGCAGGAGGACUGGGCUUUCAUCCUGUCCCUCGCCAGCCAGCCAGGAUCAAGUUUGGAGCAGACCCACAUCUUCGUUCUUGCACACAUACUCCGUAGGCCCAUAAUCGUUUACGGAGUGAAGUAUUACAAAAGUUUCCGCGGCGAAACGCUCGGGUACACCCGUUUUCAAGGUGUGUACUUGCCCCUUUUGUGGGAACAAAGUUUCUGCUGGAAGAGCCCCAUCGCUCUGGGCUACACACGAGGUCACUUCUCAGCACUGGUGGCCAUGGAGAACGACGGCUUCGACAAUCGCGGCGCGGGCGCCAACCUCAACACGGACGAUGACGAGACGGUCACCUUCCUGCCGCUGGUCGACAGCGAGAGGAAGCUGCUACACAUUCACUUCCUCUCGGCACAGGAAAUGGGUAAUGAAGAACAACAGGAGAAGCUGCUGCGGGAGUGGCUGGACUGCUGCGUAACAGAGGGCGGCGUCCUGGUGGCCCUGCAGAAAAGCUCCCGUCGCCGCAACCACCCACUCGUCACUCAGAUGGUGGAGAAGUGGCUGGAAGGCUACCGGCAGAUCCGCCCCUGCGCGUCUUUGUCUGAUGGCGAAGAGGAGGAAGACGACGAUGACGAGUGACAAAACUGAAACAAACGGAGGAUAUCUACGAGGGGGCAGGGCUCCUCCUCGUCCUCCUCACUUCUUUCUUUUUCAGUUUUUUCUGGUUCACCUUUUAGUUUUCCUGACUCGGGCAAACUGUGAAGGCCUUCACGAGAGGACGAGGAACCACAAGCCCUCCACUCACACCACCCAAAGCUACCAAACGGCUCCGCUGGCGUACACACUAACACUUUACUCGGACCUCCCUGAGACGGGGGUUGGAAUAAAGAUUUACGAAUGCAAAAACCCUUUGAUUUGUUUUGAGUUUCAAAUGUAAUAAAAAAAAAAAAGUCAUCUUGAUCACUGAUGUAAAUGCAUGUGGUUGUUAUAAAAAAGACAAGUUAAAGGAAAUAUACCAGCAUUUAUUUAAAACAACACUUUCUAUCCCUUCAGUGUGGGCACUGACAAAAGCACACUUCCAAAUUGAACUUUUUGAUGUUUUUCCAGUUGUUUUAACAGUUCAGCUUCUGUUUGAGUGUUUUGAAGAGACAGGGACAAAGCCAAUAAAAAUUAUCUUCAGAGAUUAUGUAAUAAUAUACAGCGUAUAUCCUUAUUAUUAAGCACUGCACAUUUAUGAAAACAUUUCUAACUAAACGCAGUAUCCUUGCUUGAAAUAAGAUUGUUUAUGAAGCUUUUUAAAAGGGAGACUUGCUCUAGGCAAGUCUGAACUACAUGCACCAAGGUUUAACAGGUGGAUAGUUGUUUUAAUGUUCACCAGACUGAUUGAACUGAGAACUCUGUGUGUUUGAAUUUAUUCUACAUAUUUAUUGUUUAAAAACCUUAUUAAGAGCAUUUCUGUAUAUUUUUCUCCUUUUUUUUUGGUGGAUUUUGUUAAUUAUUCUUUCAAUCUUGAUGAAGACACGUUGCACAGAAACACUGUUCCUGUGAGGAAAGAACCAAUCACGACAGUGGAAAGUUUACUUAGAUUGUUGCAUGGGAUUUAGUACCUCAUCUGGAUGCCUAAAAUCUCGUGCUUUUUAUUGUGUUUUAUUUUUUUGGGUGUUUUUUUUUUCUGGGCAGAUGAGACACAUUCAUUGUCGGGGUGAAACCCGGAGUCACUAGUCCAAUGUCUGUUUUUUGACGCCUUGUUUGUUCGUUCAUUUCUCAAAGCGUUUGAUGUCCAGCCACCAUUCAUGGUACAUGUUAGUUCAGCUUCUUGGUAAAGUCUGCUGUCGCUCCAUCCUCUCGAUUUAAGCUGUUGUGAGAGAUUGCAACUUAUUAAACCAAAGGUGACAGGAAAAAAUAGAUUUUGAAAAGUGAGUCGACCUUUUUCUUUGUUUCUUUGCCGUGAAUGUUUGCAUUUCUCACCCCUUGCCAUUGCGUAUUGUAUCCUCUUUUGUGUCACAUGUUUUGAUCAUUACCUAAAUGUUGCUUUGUAUUUAUGCAAUAGUUGCAGAUGUGACUAUGAUGGUUUGUGAAUUUAGGCCUGACUUCAAUAAACAGAGUGUAAUGCAAAGAACAGGCAAAAUACAAAAAAAUAAAGGAAAUCCUUUUUUGAAUGUCUAAACUCAA
This is a messenger RNA of Nothobranchius furzeri (turquoise killifish), 4376 nucleotides long. It is a transcript of the gene zranb1b, whose product is annotated as zinc finger, RAN-binding domain containing 1b. Gene Ontology annotation, biological process: cell migration; protein K33-linked deubiquitination; positive regulation of Wnt signaling pathway. The record is from RefSeq and is a predicted model, not a curated record. Gene Ontology annotation, cellular component: cytoplasm; nucleus. Gene Ontology annotation, molecular function: cysteine-type deubiquitinase activity; K63-linked polyubiquitin modification-dependent protein binding. Lineage: Eukaryota; Metazoa; Chordata; Actinopteri; Cyprinodontiformes; Nothobranchiidae.